GACCCAACUUCCAUGCUGUCUCAAACUAUCCUUGUUUCACAAGACAAUAAUCCUUUUCGUUCCUUUGCCUCACUCACUCAUGCACAAACGCGCGCGCAUAUAUAUAUAUAUAUAUAUAUGCUUAGUACAAGUCCCAAAGGGCAAAUAAUCCCAAUAACUUUGAGAAAGCUAGCUAGAGAGCUAUAUCUAACUUUGAAAAUUUGCCCAAUAUACAUGUUCUACUUUGCCUAUUGCAACAUAUCCUAUAGUUAGCUUCUUAGUUCUUACAUUACAUACAUGGAAGUUGACUUAGUUCUUGCUCUCCCCACUCAAAAUUCCGUUGAGGAAUUCAAGCUUAACAAGUCGAAACAGAUAGUGAGUUUACAGUUAUGGAGAGCCAGUUGCGGUUCAGAAAGCGAAAAACGUGUCAAACACAAUAAGCGCAGCUUCGAAGAGUCCUUUGGACAUUUUUUGAAACCUUUGCCUUUACUAGUUUGGAGUGGACAGCCAAAUGAAGAAGAUGACCGCAGUGAAAAGGUGCAAAGAAACAUUCACAUACCAAACAAGAAUGGUGAUGAAGAAAACCAUUUGGUGGGGUGGCCACCAGUUAAAUCAUGGAGGAGGAAAGAACUCCAUCAGCAGCAUCCUGCGAGAGGCCGAAUUAGGAACGAUAGGAUUCAAGCUAAUGAAAAUCAAAGUAGAGGACCAAACUCUUUAUAUGUCAAGGUUAACAUGGAAGGGGUAGCCAUAGGAAGGAAAAUCAAUUUGAGGCUUUUCAAUUCUUAUCAGACACUCACAAGCAGCUUGAUCAGCAUGUUUGCUAAAUACCAAAAAUUUGAGGAAGUUGGAGAAAGUUACACGCUCACCUUUCAAAACGAACAAGGGGAAUGGCUGCAAGUAGGACAUGUUCCAUGGCAAUCCUUUAUAGGUACUGUGCGGCGUUUAGUGAUACUGAGGAAUGGAAGUGAAACUAUUUGACACAGAUUUUUAUCUGUGCUCUGAUGUUGUUUAUGGUGUCGGUUCGGGAAAAGAGUAUUAGCUUGAAUAGGUUGUAGAAAGCAAAAGCAAAGUAUGAAAGAGUCGGAUUACAAAUAACUUGCUUCAGCUUUGAUUCUUUUUAAUAAUUUUGUAUUGUUUCAAUCACAAGUAACCUGAUCGAACUUUCAAAUGUCAGCAUCUGCCAAAAUAAUCAGCGAAAUUUGCCCAUGAUCGUGAAAUUGAGAGCAAUGGUUCACUUGUACUUGUUAAGUAAUCUGCAAGGCAAUUUAUAGCUAUAAUUAAGUGGUUGGUGGGGGCUUAUAAUAAGGAUGUGGCUGUACAUGAAGAAAGCAUGAACUAAUCAAAGCCUUACUUUGACCUUGUAAUAAUAGAGUCUUUGGUUUAAUAAUUUAUAUGAACCUUGUCAUAUUUACAUAUCA
Messenger RNA from Glycine soja, 1397 nucleotides. Its product is annotated as auxin-responsive protein IAA29-like. The transcript has 4 exons. Gene Ontology annotation, molecular function: protein binding. Lineage: Eukaryota; Viridiplantae; Streptophyta; Magnoliopsida; Fabales; Fabaceae. Gene Ontology annotation, biological process: regulation of DNA-templated transcription. The coding region runs from base 277 to 957 and encodes 226 amino acids. The record is from RefSeq and is a predicted model, not a curated record. Gene Ontology annotation, cellular component: nucleus.